AUGCUGCUGGACGGGGAAAGCGAGCUGCCCCCCGACGCGGCGGAGCUGCUCAAGAUGGGCGUGGGCAUCAACGCGUGCUCUCUCUCUCAGCUCCGGAAGAUUGCUGAGGAGGCUCCGGGGUCUUCGGUCGGGGUGCGGUUUAACCCGGGGCUGGGGUCGGGGGGAACCAAGAGCACCAAUGUGGGCGGCCCCUCCUCGUCUUUCGGGAUCUGGUACGAGUGGGCGGACGAGGUGAGGGACAUCUGCGCCGGCGGUGACCUUACCGUAUCCCGCAUCCACACGCACAUCGGAUCGGGAUCUGACCCGGCCGUGAAACAGAAGGUUUGUACGGGCUUUCUCCACAGCAGCGGUGGAGGCGUGCGUUGUAGUCCAACUGUUGAAGCUGUGUCGUCGUCGUGGUCGUUGUGGUGGUGGUGUUGGCUGUGA
Molecule: messenger RNA, 426 nt
Organism: Ectocarpus siliculosus
Lineage: Eukaryota; Phaeophyceae; Ectocarpales; Ectocarpaceae
Source: the annotation of a GenBank genome assembly